Molecule: messenger RNA, 1695 nt
Organism: Exophiala viscosa
Lineage: Eukaryota; Fungi; Ascomycota; Eurotiomycetes; Chaetothyriales; Herpotrichiellaceae
Exons: 2
Coding region: 111-1292 (393 amino acids)
Source: RefSeq, a predicted model, not a curated record
CCUGCUUACAAUAAAGCCGGUCUCCCAUUUCUAUCUUGCCUCUUCCCCUUCCUGCUUUCUGUAAGCAGACACUCACGUGGCUGUAUCUUCAUCAUAUUUCCACGACAGGCAUGACUUUUUCCACUCAGCUGCUUCGUCGCGGCAUUGAAGCUGCCCACGACGUGCAUGGGUUGUUGUCCGCAAAAGAGGGUGGCCAUGGUCAACCAGGCGAUGAUGAACCUCCUCAUGUACCGGCCCUGGCGGCUCUACUUUUCUUUGCGACCGGCCUGCUGUUCAUCGCCCUUCUCUUCGGUAUCGGUUACACCUACGGCCACUUACUCCCUACUCUUUGCAUGAUCGAGUCUCCCGAGACGGCUGCCUAUGUUCCAGUCGAUGUCAUUGGACCUAGCGAUCCUCCGGCUUAUGCGGCCACGACCCCAAAGACUACCCAAAACGAUGGUGAAGAUGACGCCGAAGUCCUCCUCGUCCGCAACAAGCCGAUCACAGCCUCGAUCCGUGAGACCAUCCUUCAUCUUCGAGCCCGUGCUGGCUACUGGUCUCGACUCCGCGGCUUGUCAAUGUUCCUGAUCUGGAACAUGGCAACCGGAUUCCUUGUUGGGAUAAUCGCCAGCAUCUUUCACAGUCGACUCGGUGUCGCCUUUGCUGCCAUUGUUGCUGAGACGGCAUUGGCUACGCUACACAUGACUUGGGUGCACAUUGUCAUUUCCGAGGCUAGCGCGCAAAAAUGGUAUCAACGCAUUCCGUCCCUCAAGACAUGGCCGAAGAUUGCGCCGGCGGUGGCGCUGUGGGCAACCUCCAACCAGGUCGUUCACAUCCUGCCAAUGCUUGUCUGUGGUUCGUUUGGAUCUCUCAAACAUAUGAACAACCCCGAAUAUCAGCCUGGCAGAAAAGACCUAUAUGCUGUUGGAGCACAGGGAGUUAUGGCGAUGUUCCUGACUAUCAUGCUCUUCGUGCUCCUGCAGAUUCCUGCUAGCGUUACCUUGGUCAGAGUGGCGGCAUCCAUGCUUCCCGAGGAGGACGAAACUAUUGUCCCCUUUGACCGCACUUUUGGUGGCAAGACUACUCCAGCCAUCAUUGGUGGUCAAGGAAAGAUCGGCCUGGUUGAGGCUUGGAGAAGCUUUCCCUGGGCAAGCCGCAUUCGCCUUCUGAAACUCAUGGUCAAAGUCGCCUUGAUCGUCAUGGCGUUCUGGCUUGCCUUCACCAUGGUCCUGGUGGCCGAAGCGCACCUCAUCUUUGGUGACAAACUUGGAGAAAUGAUGAAGACGGUGCAUGGAAUUUCGCGUCCGCACUGAACGCGCUGUACAUUACGCGCUACCCUACUUCAACAUGAACGCCUUAAUGGCUUCUGUGAUAUACCACACAUUGUACAUUAAAAUGAGGACAACAGGGGCGUCGUGACUGGGUAGGCUACUUUUCUAGACCCGAACAACCUUGAACACAAACAGUCAAGAGACAUACUAUUUUUCCAUCACUUUGAUCUCUGGUGGCCGAGCUGUUGCCGGAUCUUUGUUCAGACUGCCGAGUAUCUCCAUGUCUGCGAAAACCAUUCGGGGACCGCCCGCAGUGACGCCUACGAAUCACUGAUGCCCAGCCUUGCCCAGGCACCACGGCCCAAAGGUGAUUGAAACUCCGAGCCUCGGCUUGAAAGCUUUAGGCUCGUAACAGCUGGAAAGGGCAUGAUUUGGUCGGCCAUGU